Messenger RNA from Harmonia axyridis, 1375 nucleotides. Its product is annotated as RNA-binding protein 42. Gene Ontology annotation, molecular function: mRNA binding. Bases 103 to 963 code for a protein of 286 amino acids. The transcript has 4 exons. The record is from RefSeq and is a predicted model, not a curated record. Lineage: Eukaryota; Metazoa; Arthropoda; Insecta; Coleoptera; Coccinellidae.
GCCAUUCAGUUGACGUUUGUGUUAACCACCAAACAAAGAUCAAAUAAUUAGUGAUCAUUGGUGUUAUUUUUUCACAAGAAUUAUUUAAAAAACGAGUUUAAGAUGGAUAAAUUUCGUAAAAUGGAGGACGAAAUGAGCAGAUUUGAGGCUGAAAUUUCGGGACAAGCUCUGAUGGGCAAUGGAUCUUUUCCCGGAGGAUUCGCAUUACCAGGAUUCGGAAAUAUUCCACCACCUCCUGCUCCCCCUAUGUUGAUACCUCAUCAAGUCAAAAGCUUCAGAAGACCAAAUUCAAGUUAUGAUACAUAUGCAGCUCCUGUUGUUGCCCAACCUGCAGUGGUUUCAGCUAAACCUACUUUGUAUACUAUUCCUGCAAAAACCAAUAUUUCUGCUCCAACACAAACCCAAUCUUCUGUUGAUUUUAUGGCUUUGCAAAGUGAAGUAGAAAAGAAAUUGAAGAAACUGAAAAAUGAGAAAAUAAGUGCCGAGGUUGCUAUAUCUCAAGGAAAAGCAAGUAGUGCUCUACAAUCUUUUGGUCCGGAGGAUUAUAAAAGGAAAGGCAGUAAAAAUAAAAAGCUCUUAAGGCUGGCAGGGGGCCAAACAUGGGAAGAUCCAACUCUGGCAGAUUGGGCGGACGAUGAUUUCAGAAUGUUUUGCGGAGAUUUAGGCAAUGACGUUACCGAUGAACUGCUUACAAGAACUUUCAACAAGUAUUCCUCUUUUCUAAGAGCUAAAGUUAUCAGAGAUAAGAGAACUAAUAAAAGUAAAGGAUAUGGUUUUAUAAGUUUCAAGGAUCCAGCCGAUUUUACAAAAGCUAUGAAGGAAAUGAAUGGUCGAUAUGUUGGCAGCAGACCCAUCAAGCUCAGGAAGAGCUCCUGGAAAAACAGAUGUGUUGACAUUGUGAAGAAAAAAGAAAAAGAAAGAGCAGCUCUGAUGAAUCUCUUAACAUCUGGCCCAGGGCGGUAGAUCUAGAUUGAAUUUUGUAUCAUAAUGUAUAUAGAAUGAAAAAACAGAUAUUAUCUGGAAAAGAUAUAAAAGACCUGAUACGAAGUGUAAUUCAAAUUUAUUUAUAUGAAAAACCUUGUUCUGUUGUAUAUUUUGAAUGUAUGCUUCUUAACUGUUUUUUUUUCAAUUUGGAAUUCACUAGGUACUAAAAUUGACAAUGUUGAGUAAUCUACACAUUAUUUAAACCAAUUUUAUUGAAGAAUAAUUGAAAUAUUCAAUAAUAAGUUGCAUUGCAAGAAUGUAAUUAUCGUUCAAUAUGAAUUGGUUUAUAUGCCAUACAUUUGUUGACUUUCACAAGAAGUUUUGAAUAUGUAAUGUAAUGAUUUUUUAUUUGUAUAAAAAGGAUCUUCUGAAUAAAGAUUGAGAAUUAAAA